This is a messenger RNA of Panicum virgatum (switchgrass), 594 nucleotides long. RefSeq lists its product as uncharacterized. The coding region runs from base 1 to 594 and encodes 197 amino acids. Gene Ontology annotation, molecular function: zinc ion binding. Lineage: Eukaryota; Viridiplantae; Streptophyta; Magnoliopsida; Poales; Poaceae. The record is from RefSeq and is a predicted model, not a curated record. The transcript is spliced from 3 exons.
AUGGCUGCCGGCGAGAGACUGGACCGAGCGUGGCUGCCGGCGGCGGGUGGGCCGGUGUUGCGUGGCAGCCGGGCGCAGGCGGAGGGGUUGGCGGGCGGCCUGGUGGAGCGCGGCAGCUGGCUAGUGGCGGAUCUCGUGCCUCCGUCCACUGCUGUCGAUCUGCAGGCGCCGCUUGAUGAUAUGACCGGGUUACCAUUGAUUAUGUGCCCGACUUGCAAGGAUGUGUGGGUGUUUACUGGUACUACCACGAAGUCUCAGUAUAAUAUUGGAAAGAGGUUUUUCAAGUGCCCCCGGCAAGGCUAUGGAAAUGGGAGAUGUUCCAGCUAUUGGUUCGAGGAGGAAUAUGUGGUGUACCUUGAGGAUCAUGGUUAUCUACUUCCAGCUUCCUCGACCAUUGCAGCUGCUUCGACAACAGAAGUUCCUAAGCUGGUGGGAAAAAUUGAUAGCUUGGAACAAAAUCUGAACGAGGUGAAGGAAAUGGUUGGCAAGAAUAGGGAAGGCUUGGGAAGUUGCAUUUGUCUUGUGUGUGGAUGUGUGAAUGUAACAAUAUUCGUGGUGUUGGCCAUUGGCUUGGUUGUAGCUGUAUUGAAGUAG